AUCUCAUCCGAUCCGAUAUGUCCGACUGAUGAACCGUUUCAUACAAGAUUGAAUGACAUACCGAUAUAUCGGAAGUAUUGUCCCGUAUCGGUUAAACCCGACACGGGGUGAAGAUAUCAUCCUUGCCUUGGCCGCGGGGAGACUCGGCCUCGUCGUGAACGCCCAUCCAAGGAAGCGAUUCCACAUUCCCCUCACCUCAGCCCACGAAAAGCAUCCCGAAACCCCAAACAAAUCGGCGGCGGGCUCGCACCGACUCCGCAGCCUCUCAUGGUCUCUUCGCCUGCCGCCGCCUUGCUUCUGCCGAGCCCCGUCUUCUUCCCCGCGAAGAACGCCACUGGUAGGCCACUUCCGCCCCCACUUUCCACCCCCCGGAGGCGCGGCAUGCGGGUCGGAUGAGGAGAGACGCAUCCGUGCGCUGCCGACCUCGUGAGCGUUGAUGGGUGCUCAGAAGAGCAUUCAUGCCCGUAAUGCUAAGAUAGAUUUCAAUGUGGACCUCACUCAGAAGCUGUGUGGAGCGCUGUUGUUUCCUCAUAUCAGGCAAUCCAGCAACCCCUUUUCACAGGUUAUCGCGAGGCUUUCCAUCAAACACCCCAACCUCUUUGGAAGAAACGAGAAGUUGGACGUGUUGUGGGACAAAGGCAUUGAUGAUUUCAACAUUCUCAUAGCAUUCAGGCGUCCGAGGCCUGAUUGGCUGUCGCAGCAGUCAUUUACCAUUCAGCAUUCAGUGGCUCCUGAGAUUGCGGUGCAUGGGUUGCCUGUGGAUCAUUUCACUCGUUCAGGGAGUGGUGGUGUCAACCUGAGCCGCUCCUCAGUAGGUGUUGAUUUCAGUGAGCCUUCUACUUCCCAUUGGAGCAGCAAAACUAGCAUCAAAUUUGAGCAUGUCCGUCCUCUGAAUAAUGACGGCCAUACAAUAAACAGGGAUAUGGAUGGUUUUCCCAUAACUUCCAGUGGCAGGUCUUAUGAUAAUAUGAUUGUUCUGAAGCAAGAAUCACAAUAUGCAAUUGCCAAUGAUGAUAGAUUUACCAAAUUCAAUUUUCAAAUGGAACAAGGACUACCUCUUUUGUCGAAGUGGCUCAUUUUUAACCGAUUCAAGAUUGUUGCUUCAAAGGGAUUUAAACUGGGGUCAACUUUUUUGGUCACGAGCUUGACAGGUGGAUCGAUUGUCGGGGACAUGGCACCAUAUCAAGCAUUUGCCCUUGGUGGAAUUGGUAGUGUUCGAGGUUAUGGUGAGGGUGCAGUUGGCUCAGGAAGAACAUGUCUGGUUGCCAAUGGUGAAUUUACAAUUCCUGUGACAAAGGAAUUGGAAGGUGCCAUCUUCAUGGACUGUGGAACUGAUCUAGGAUCUGCUCGGUAUGUUCCCGGUAACCCUGCCCUUAGACAAGGGAAACCUGGCUUUGGGGUCGGUCUUGGAUACGGUGUUCGCUUCAACUCGCAUUUGGGACAGAUUCGGGUUGACUAUGCAAUCAAUGCCUUCCAGCGGAAGACUCUCUAUUUUGGCAUCAACGGUGUUGGCUCAUGAGUUUGAAUCAAACAGGUGAGAACAACUAGUUUCUACAUUCGAAAAAUCUUUGUCGAGUAUUCUUUGAUUGACUAUAAAUACAGGAAUUGGUUACCGAAUGAUCUUUAGGUACUUGUAAAGUGUAAUGCCAUCAUCAUCUGUACUCGAGUCACCAUUAAAUCAUAACUUUGUUUCUUUUAGAAUGAAUCUUUUUCCUAGCAUUUA
This is a messenger RNA of Musa acuminata AAA Group (dessert banana), 1723 nucleotides long. RefSeq names its product outer envelope protein 39, chloroplastic. Gene Ontology annotation, biological process: embryo development ending in seed dormancy; chloroplast organization. Lineage: Eukaryota; Viridiplantae; Streptophyta; Magnoliopsida; Zingiberales; Musaceae. The transcript has 11 exons. Gene Ontology annotation, cellular component: outer membrane. Bases 437 to 1519 code for a protein of 360 amino acids. The record is from RefSeq and is a predicted model, not a curated record.